Molecule: messenger RNA, 677 nt
Organism: Melanotaenia boesemani (Boeseman's rainbowfish)
Lineage: Eukaryota; Metazoa; Chordata; Actinopteri; Atheriniformes; Melanotaeniidae
Gene: ociad2
Product: OCIA domain containing 2
Exons: 7
Coding region: 85-573 (162 amino acids)
Cellular component (GO): mitochondrial inner membrane
Source: RefSeq, a predicted model, not a curated record
CCAGUCAGAGAGUAAGGAAGUACAACAGCUGAAAACACUGCGCAGCAGUUAGCUCUGAAAACAACCACCAGAAGCUUCUGCAUCAUGACUUCUGAAAUAAGUGGACAAACUCCAACAGUGAAAACUGAGGAGGCAGCCGCUACUGUUCCUGACUCAGCUGCAGUCAAAGGAGGCUGGAAGUGCCCCUUGAGUGAUGCUCAUGUCCACAGAGAAGAUGUGAAAAGGGUUUGGAAAGAGUGCCAGGAGGAAAGCUUCUGGUACAGAGCUCUUCCCCUCUCACUGGGCAGCAUGGCUGCCACCGGGGGUCUCAUCUACAAUGGUAUCUGGAAGUCAUCAAAGAGAUUUGGACCCUUUCCAAAACUAGCAGUUGCUGGGAUCCUCGGGUUUGCAGUGGGAAAAGCUUCCUAUGUUGGAACUUGCCGAAGCAAGUUUCAGGAGCUGGGUAUUAAAGAUGGACCAGGAUUUGGACCCUGGUCAAAGAAAGGUCACCUUGAUCAUGUACACAGACACUGCCAUCAUGUAUGUGAAGAAUGUAAGAAAAAAGCUCCAGCAGUGCCGACAGAGCAAGCAUGAAGCUCAACAUCACUGUGAAUGCAGGAAGGAGAAAUUGUCUGCAUAGAUCCGUCAGUUUCUACAUUGUCAUUUAUCAAAACCCCAUAAACACUGCUUAAAACUUU